This is a messenger RNA of Cladophialophora psammophila CBS 110553, 1053 nucleotides long. RefSeq lists its product as uncharacterized. The record is from RefSeq and is a predicted model, not a curated record. The coding region runs from base 1 to 1053 and encodes 350 amino acids. The transcript has a single exon. Lineage: Eukaryota; Fungi; Ascomycota; Eurotiomycetes; Chaetothyriales; Herpotrichiellaceae. Gene Ontology annotation, molecular function: oxidoreductase activity, acting on NAD(P)H.
AUGAAGUCGGCUCACGUCUACAGAAAGGGUAAUGACGACAUUGAAGUCAAGAUCGUACAGAUCCCCGUCCCCACGCCCGAGAAGAAUCAAGUCCUCGUCAAGGUCGUCGUAGCAGGUUCAAACCCCAAGGACUGGAAGUACCCCUUCAUCGAUCCCAAGGCAUCUGGAACAAACACAGGCGAUGAUGUCGCAGGAUACGUCGAGGCGGUCGGGCCUGAUGUCACCGAAUUCCAAAUCGGCCAAAGAGUUGCUGCCUUUCAUCAGCCGCAUACUUCGCAUGGUGCGUACGGAGAGUAUGCCAUCGCAGGCGAGAAAUAUACGUUCCAUCUCCCCGAGCAUGUCUCCUUUGAAGAGGGAGUAACCAUUCCGCUCACAGCAACGACAGCCGCAGUCGGCCUCUUCGCUUACCUCGGACUGCCGGAGCCGUGGCUGACAACAAAAGAGUUCCAACAGCGCAAGCCAAAAGGAGGUGUCCUCAUUUAUGGCGCAUCCACGGCCGUGGGAGCGUUUGCGAUAAAGCUACUCCAACGAGCGAACAUUCACCCUAUUAUAGGCGUUGCUGGCAAAGGCAUCGAUUACGCAAGAUCCCUGCUCGACCCGAGUAAGGGAGACCUCGUCGCCAACUAUCGCGAUGGCAGUGACCAACUCGUGCAGACAAUUAAGAACGAAUUGGAAAAGAGGGAACCGCUGAUGUACGCGUUCGAUACGGUCAGCGACAACGGCACGUACCAGAACGUCGUGAAAGUUCUCGACCCUAAAGCUCACAUCAGCCUUAUCCUUCCGGGUCAGGAAUACAAGGAGGUUCCAUCAAGCAUGCUCAAGACAAUAACGACGGGAUCGAGCGUCUUUGGAUUUCCGGAUGAUCUGGUUGAUUUUGGGUUUGUGUGGACUCGGUGGUUUGGGGCUGGAUUGAAGGAAGGUUGGUUAACUGGCCACCCAUAUGAGGUUAUUCCUGGCGGGCUUGCUGGUGUGGAAGAGGGUCUCCGUAGACUGAAGGAAGGGAGGGCGAGUGCGGUGAAAUAUGUGUAUCGAAUUCAAGAAACCAAGGAGUAA